AUCUUCCAAACUAUUUCUCCUUUUAUUUAAUUCUACUUCCCAUGAUAUAAAUCCACUCUCUUUCUCUCUCUGAUGUAAACAUGGUUUUUUCAAUCACAGAAUGAUUAUCCACAAUAAAGCUCUCAUUCCCCGUCCAUCUAUGGGUAUGCAAUGACAAAGUUCUAUGAGAGGCAUGUGUACAUGUACACAUUGAAUGACCAUAAAGGGCAUGAGUAACAACUAUAUAUAGACAUGGGUUGCAUGUUCCAUAAAUAAUGGAUGUGAUACUACAUAAGUACAUGGACAUGUUCAGCAUCAUAUUCCAAUGGUCUCAUCUUUAAGAAACUCUACUGUUACUCCAAAUUGGUAAAAGUGGGGACACAACCUUUUCCCAUCCUAUAAAAUCCCCUUUCCUCUCAAGUUUCCCUCCGCCUUAUAUCAGACUCCAUCUACCUGACCCCUCAAACCCUGUCUAAAACUUAGUCAUUGCAUAUUCACUCAAAAGCUUCAAAGCCAUGCAGCCCACACAAGAACAUUAUGUACUUCCUUCAAACCCAAAUCCAUUCCUGUCUCAUGUUAGCUUCAACAACACACAAGGAUUUCAGUUUAAUGGACUUUCAAACCAUUUGCAUCAUCUACAAAGCGCUUCUCAAAUCCAAGAAUUUAAUCCACGACAAACAUGUUUUAGCAGUAACUCAACUUCUGAUGAAGCAGAUGGGCAACAGCUAAGUAUCAUCAAUGAGAGGAAGCAGAGAAGAAUGAUUUCAAAUAGAGAGUCAGCGCGUCGGUCACGUAUGCGCAAGCAGAGGCAUCUAGACGAGCUCUGGUCGCAGGUUGCUUGGCUCCAAAAUGAGAAUCAUCAACUCAUGGAUAAACUGAACCAUGUUUCAGAACGACAUGAUCAUGUCUUUCAAGAGAAUGCUAAACUUAAAGAAACAGCUUUAGAACUUCGUCAAAUGCUAACAGAUAUGCAGCUGAACAGCCGCCACCCUUCCUUGAGAGAUCAUCUUGACAUCCUUUGCAAUGGCUACCUCAGAACAGAAUCCUCAAGUCAAACCAUCACAAAUUCCAUGGAUUUGCUUCACUGAGAUGAAGCCGGUGAUAUUGGUUUUCCCUUUAUCACUUUGAUCUUCAUUCGUAUCUAAGUCCACCAGUAUUUGGCUUUAAUUGAAGAAGUACAAGAUCGGAGAGAAGUGCAAUAACAACUUUUAA
Messenger RNA from Ilex paraguariensis (yerba mate), 1191 nucleotides. Lineage: Eukaryota; Viridiplantae; Streptophyta; Magnoliopsida; Aquifoliales; Aquifoliaceae. The record is from the annotation of a GenBank genome assembly.